AAUUCGAGUAGGGUCUGUCUGCGGCUUGCAAGAGAGAGGCGUGUCGAAUAGUGGGCGUGUCGUUUAGUGACAUCACUACUCGACACGCCCACUAAAUAGAGGGAAAUCACGUUAAACCACGCGAGAUGUAAAAUGCGCCAAAGCUACAAAAAAAAAAUAAACAGGAAGUUAACUAACCUUGAACGUUGGUUCCGGCACCCGCCAAAAAACAAGAAAAAAAUAAGAAGAAUGAAGGACCGUAUGCAGACUCUCCACCCUACUAUUGUCAUUGGGGGUAAACCUCCAGUGAUUUGUGAAAAUGAAAAAUACCAAUGUGCAGUUUGUCAAAAACAUGGUGAAUAUGCAAAUAUUUUUGCACAUGUGCAAACUCAUGAAAGGGCAGCUGUCCAUCAUGGAGGUUAUAAAAUAUUCAGGUGCCUGCGUGGCUGUGUUAAAACGCCACACCACCACUGCUUGUAUUGUGGCCGCACAGUCACCACACAGGACUUCUUCAUAAGGCAUCUUAACACCUGCAGCAAUGUGGUAACCUUAGCCUCCUCCGUCCCUGCAGUCAUAGUCUCAGCUGCCUCCUCUGCCACUCAUGCCACCAGUGACCAUGGAGCCUCCUCAGCCAGUCAUGCCGCCAGUGCCUCACCUUUCUUCGAUGCUACCCAUGCCACUCAUGCCACCUCAGCUGCCUCCUUUGCCACUCAUGCCGCCUGGGCCUCAGCUGCCUCCUUUGCCACUCACACCACCAGUGCCUCAGCUGCCUCCUCUGCCACUCACACCACCAGUGCCUAUCUUAUUCAAGCGUGCAGAGCUGGAGAAGGAGCUGCUGAAGUGUUGAAGGACACUCUGGAAGGUCUGGAGAAGCUCCACGUCUUCCUGGAUGCCGUGGAGAAGCUGGCCGCCACCUCACUGCAUGUGUUCGCUGAGAAGCAGGUGUUACACCUGCCUGAAAAGAUCCCACUCAGUCAUGUUCAGGCUGCACCACUAAUCUGUCCUCUCCUCCUGGAGGUUCAAAGAGAUGCACAAGUUUCCUUCCUUCCCAAACUUCCCAAUGUGGAGGUGUUGGCUUCCCAGCUGGACAGAUACAUGCACAUCACCAAGACCAUUUGUGAGGAGAUGAAGAAAAGCUGA
Melanotaenia boesemani (Boeseman's rainbowfish) is the source of this 1119-nucleotide messenger RNA. RefSeq lists its product as uncharacterized. The record is from RefSeq and is a predicted model, not a curated record. NCBI's taxonomy places the organism in Eukaryota, Metazoa, Chordata, Actinopteri, Atheriniformes, Melanotaeniidae. Bases 133 to 1119 code for a protein of 328 amino acids. The transcript is spliced from 5 exons.